CGAACUAUGCGUUCGUGACUGGGAGUUGUGUUCGUAACUUAGUGUCGUUCAACGACUGAAGCAGCUUUGCCAUCGCCAGCCAAUUCCCUUCCUCGUCUUUCGAGCUUUCUCUCUUUCGCUCGUCCGCUCGCUCGCUCUGUCUCUCUCUCGAGCAUUCAUCUGGUGUCUGUUGGCGGCGACUGGAUUGAGAGACAACGUCGUCGCGGCUGGUGUUCUGCGGUUUUCUUGUCUCAUCAUCUCCGCGCGCUUGUUCACUCUCUGUAGACUUUCUUCAUUCACGCCCUCCUGCGAAGUCGACGACGAGUUGUUCCUCUUGAUCUAUGUGCUCAUUCCCUUCUUUACUCGGAUGCUGACAGUCGUAGAUUCGGGGACUGGUUGUUGCAAGGUACCUGGCUAUGUUGCUCGGUCGGUGUAUGGUCGGUGUCGGGUUAGUGAUGCUCUGAGGAUGGCGUAGUUAAACUACAGAGUUAGAGAAACCCUAAUACUUGUACUUGCGUUAAAUUGUAACACUGAAGAUUACGAAACAUCCAGAUUUAAAUGACGACGAGAUAUCGAGGUCCACUGGCUACACAAGAAGGUUGAACAUAGUUCUGGAGAGCGAAUGGAAUUCAGCAUCUCACUACAUAAGACGGAGGGAUUGCAGAAAAUAGGUUCGACGCACGUUUUCCUGACAGCAGUUGACGCAGGGAAGCCCGUCGGAACGACUGCUUAACGGAGAGUGAUCGCCUUGCUGGGGUAGUAGCACUUAGUCGUGUGCGAUGGAGACAUAUGAUGAUACGGAGCAGUUUCAGUGUAUUAUCUGUCUAGAGCUUGUUUACAAGCCUAUAGUGCACGCAUGUGGGCACUUGUUUUGUUUUUGGUGUGUGCACAGAGCCAUGGGCGGCACUCACAAAAAUCUCUGUCCUCUUUGCCGCCGGCCUUACAUGCACUUCCCUCGGAUUUGUGAACAGCUUCAUUUUGUCCUCCUGAAGGUUGUGCAUGACAAGUACCUUUGUCGAGCCAAAGAAGUUCAAAAAGAAGAAAUCGAGGCAGGUAUUUUCUCUCCUCAACUCGAUCUACCACCCCGCUCCAGAAGUAUGCCUCUUGAUAUCAGCAGGCAAGCAACUACUUCAGUGAAGAUCUCUGAAGAAGCAUCUUCUGGUGAUAUUGAAACCGUUUCUUUUUUGAAUCGAAGUUCUGAAUGCGGAAAUGGUUGUGCUUCAAAUUCCUCCAGCAGCGUUGGUGACGACCCUAGUCCUUCCAAGGAGACCUAUUUGUCACGACCUGUAUUGAUUAGUGAACCUGGUCCAUGUUCUAAAGGGAAGGCUCCUGUGGCUGAUGAAGGAGAAACAGAUUUUGAAGGUCAACAAUUGCGCACGAAGGACGAGGAUCCGGACACCUCGCUCUCAUAUCUUAUCGUUACAACCUCGGACUUGACCUGCUUGCAUUGCUGCAACCUUCUUUAUCGGCCGGUGGUCUUAAAUUGUGGACAUAUGUUUUGCGAGCACUGUGUGGAAAUUGAUGAUGACAAUGCAGUGAGUUGUCCUUCAUGUAAAGCAGAGCACCCUGGGAUGUUUCCGCAAGUAUGUUUAGAGCUACAUCACUACAUAGAUAGGGUUUUCCCCCUUGAGUAUGCUCAGCGCUCUCUUCAAGUUGCCGCAGAGGAACGGGAACGACCGAGUAAUAGGCCGCAGGUGCCGAUGUUAGCAGAGCCAGAAGUUUCAACGAAAGGUAGUGUUAGGAGAAUAUUACCUGGUCCUAUACAUCGCGAUGUUGGUUGUGAUGGCUGCGGAAUGAUGCCGAUCGUUGGGAAACGAUUUAAGUGUCAAGAAUGCCCAGAGACUAUUGGUUUUGAUUUGUGUGGAAAAUGUCAUGGAUCCGGUUGCGUCGUUGGAAGAUUCAACCAGCGGCAUACGCCAGAUCAUUGUAUGAAAGAGGUGCGGCUUCGUGCAAGCAUUGAAAGGGAGUUUUGGGACGCUAUGGUGAGCAGAAGGCUCAAUGUUGCGGACCGCAGAAUUAUACCAAACGAAUGCAAUGAACCGGAAGAUAUACAGGUCUUAUUGGGACAACCAAUUGGUGGCAGUAGAGGGAGUACGGGAGGUAAUGGUGCUGAUGUUUUCGAAGGUCCGGGUCCUGAGCAGAGUGCCAAUGCUGAUGGAAAUGGUUCCAUAGAGGUCGCGGAAGAUGGUGUUCAUCAGGUAGACUAUAUCCAAGAAGCUGACGGUGAUGAUAGCCAUAUUUUUAUGCACGACGGUGGAGACGAGGAAUUCGCUGGCCAGGACGAUGAAGAAUUUGAGACAUUUAGUCGUGAUGACGAAGAUAUUGAGUUUUACCGGGUUGUGUUUCACGCGUGACAUUUCUCAUCUUGUUUAGAAUGCACAUAAAAUUCAGGAAUUAAAGGGUCUGUGCUUCGGCACUUCCUCACUCUAGGGUAUUCUCCCCUGGAGUGUAACAAUCUUAAUUCUGCCUUCUCUAGAAUUGGUCUGACCUGAAGUGUAUGGAAUCUUUCAUAAAUUUGUUUGCAGUUUACGUUUCCGACUAUCGUCAUCUUCAUAACCGCCGUGCCACUGUCCAAAGUCCUUCGAACCUGAUUCUUAAGUUACUGAAGUGAACUGUCUCAAGUACUGUACUGCAGUGAUAUGAUUUCCAAUAAUGUAGAUACUAUUAAGUACUA
This is a messenger RNA of Physcomitrium patens, 2653 nucleotides long. RefSeq names its product E3 ubiquitin-protein ligase PRT1. The record is from RefSeq and is a predicted model, not a curated record. Lineage: Eukaryota; Viridiplantae; Streptophyta; Bryopsida; Funariales; Funariaceae. Gene Ontology annotation, biological process: proteasome-mediated ubiquitin-dependent protein catabolic process. Gene Ontology annotation, molecular function: zinc ion binding; ubiquitin protein ligase activity.